Molecule: messenger RNA, 733 nt
Organism: Blastomyces gilchristii SLH14081
Lineage: Eukaryota; Fungi; Ascomycota; Eurotiomycetes; Onygenales; Ajellomycetaceae
Exons: 1
Coding region: 1-300 (99 amino acids)
Source: RefSeq, a predicted model, not a curated record
AUGGCUUGGCGCAAACCAAGUCUAAAUCCCAUCGCGCGUAAUUUAGCAGCUGAGGGAUCCGACGAAGCCGGCCGGACGACCACACCUUCGUCGAAACGAACUGCAAACUUACUGGGGGUCCUUCAACUUCCGUCUCGACUUCUCGAGCGCUGCGGGAAAUCUCCCAUCAUCCCAUCACCAUACCAUUCGGUCAUGGAAUCAUGCAUUUUUGCGCUAGUGCUACAAUCCACACCACAGUGGCGUGGGCAUCUUUUAAAACUGAACCUCCGCGUACCCCUAGCUGCGCGGGAAGCUAGGUAAACGCAGUCAGCACCAUUGACGAUUGAUGGGUUUCUUCCAGGCCUGUCACCGAAAAUGCCUAGCAGAGAAGAAGGGAUUCAAUGAAACGUCAACUUCCGUUGAUGUCAGCCAGUCGAGCGGAGGGACAUGUCGCCGGAGGAAAAUGGUACUCCAGUAUGGGAUCUAAGCCAUGCGGCAUCUGGGGUGAUGCCUGGGCCCUUCGACAUUUCAAAUUGAUAUACCAUCGUUGUUCUCCUUGUUUUGUGUUAGCACCCUAGCAACUACAUAGGUGAAUAGUACUUUAAGUGAAUGGUAUCGUGCGAUCUGUGUAUGUAGGUUGUAUGUAGUUGUAUGUCAGAACCGUGAGCAAAUCCGCGUACUUAAUAUUUGUAUUUAGGACGGACUCUCUUCGUAAUAUAAAAUCGAAUAGACGUGAAAUGCAGAAGGGAUCGGA